AUGGCAGCAGCGGAAUUGGCAUCACCAGAGCAUCCGGCAUCACCAGAGUAUCCUGAGUUGACAGCACCAGAGUUGGCAGCAGCCUGCAUAUUGUGCGGGCAAACGACAGAUCUGGAAGAGCACUUUGUCGCUUGCUUCGAGCGACACUGUCCGGUCUCAACGCCUGUUGCGCCUGUUGCGCCAGUUGUGCCAGUUGUGCUUCGACAACCCGUCUUAUUCCAGCUUGGCUGGUUAUCCGCCAGCACGACAGUUCUAGUUCGCAACUAUUUGGACCUCCCUGAGCACUGUAUUUUGGCAUGUGCCUCAAAGCCUGCGAACAUGCUUUGUGACGAUGAAGAGGCAUGGGGCCAGUACGCCACUAGUUUGUGGGCCGCCUUGUGGGGGUCGGCCACCGUGCCAGAUGGAAGCUGCGGUUGCCGUUUCAGUUCUCCCCAGCAUGUUCAUUUCAUCAAGCCCAAGAUGAAAGCACUGGGAUUGUGGCACCUUCGGUCUUCCACAGCACUCGAAGUUGAAGUGAAGUCCUUGCUAUGUGGUAACAAGAAUGUACGAUUAAUCAUGGAGCCGCAUGCGACUGUUGCAGAUUUACAGAACCGGCUCCAGGUCGAAACAGGUCUGGAAAAAGACACAAUUGACUUAAUCUACUCGCCGACGCACAAGGUGCUUUCCCAUCAAAAGGCCCCAGCUACAGCGUAUCUUUGGCUCUCAUUUUGCAGAGAAUCUUGCGCGAGGCGGAGCCCACCGCUUUUGGAAAUGAUGCUGAAGUUGUUCCCACGGUGCAAUGAUGGUUAG
This is a messenger RNA of Symbiodinium natans, 789 nucleotides long. The record is from the annotation of a GenBank genome assembly. NCBI's taxonomy places the organism in Eukaryota, Dinophyceae, Suessiales, Symbiodiniaceae.